UCGAACGUCGUCGGUGUUGAAACGUUACGCGCUAUCGGCUGCAUAAAAUAGUGCAAUGUGGGUGCUCAAAGUGUUUGCGAUAGUGGUGCUUGUCGACAGAGCUGAGCUUAUCAGCACUAAGCAUUCUCGGAUGGAGAAUAAAAAUACAUCGUUGGAAAUGUUGUGGGACUUAACAAAUUUAGCAUUACAACAGACCAACCUAGAAGGAAGACAAGGUGGAUACGGAUUUCCUCAAAAUAAUAGACCUUAUCAACCAGGUUAUAGACCCCAAGGACCUUAUAAUCAUGGAUAUCCCCAGAAUCAACAAUAUCCCUCUCCAGGUCCUUUUGGUUUUCAAGGACCACAAGGUCCCGCAUCCAUUAUGGAUGUUCUCCACUCUGUUGCUCAGAACGAUGAGCUCCACUGCGUGCCAAAGUUACUGUGCGAGUUGACAUCAAAUACUAGAUCUGACGGCAAACAAUCCUCAUUGUUACCGUUCAAUUUGAACAUGGACUCUUUGCUCGGAUUAUUUUCUGCAUUUGGUCCAUCGUCGAAUCCGCUCUUCUUGUUUGGUAGAGCUGCCUUGUUGGGUUAUACCACGCGUGGGUCGUCGUGCUACAGCGCGUUUUCGCGAUGCCCCAAUGACCCCGACCAAUUAGUAAACUACUUGAACAACUACAACGGUGGCUUCUUUAGAUACUUCAAUGGUAACCCACGACCACAUCCAAGUCUCCAGCAGCAAUACUAUCAAGGAUAUCCUCAACGUUAUUAUCCCCAGAAGCGUAUUCUGACCAAUUCGAUAACAAACAAAUAUCCUUAUCGAUUUCCGUAUGAGCACGACAGUGGCAAUCGAUUAUCGAAUGGAAUAAAAUUUCCUGCGGACGAUGUCGUGAGCAACUCUAUUGACAGUGGUUUCUACACGAAACAGGCGUAUAAAUCAACGAAGACUCUAACGUUUCCGGACGGCACUUCCGGCGAUGGACGGUAUUACAAGAAUUUCAGAGGAGCCAAGACGUUGAGCUUUCCGGAUGCGCAUUAUGACCGUGGAUUGGAUUUUCAAAUGGUCCGACCGAGUCAUGUUGCCUCACCUUAUAUUUUCCCAACGCGGACCGGAACCGGCGAGCUUUUACUUGACACGGAAGAAUUAUAUUAAGUUUUUUUUAAAGAAAA
Messenger RNA from Dalotia coriaria, 1149 nucleotides. RefSeq lists its product as uncharacterized. The record is from RefSeq and is a predicted model, not a curated record. The coding region runs from base 56 to 1132 and encodes 358 amino acids. The transcript has 3 exons. Lineage: Eukaryota; Metazoa; Arthropoda; Insecta; Coleoptera; Staphylinidae.